ACCCGUGAACAAAUCGUUCGCUCGAUCUCGCUCUGUCGAUCGAGUCCGGUCGUGGAAGCCAUUUUAUUCUUGUGAAUGUGACGAAAAUUUUUACGGAUUUAUCGUAUCAAAAGUUACAGUGUCAAUGUGUGACCGCGUCGAGUGUCGUUUGUGACGUGUGAUCGUGAUCUAAAACUAAGAAAUGUAUGUGUUUGAGAUCGGUUUGUGUUGACCUGCCCCGUUUCUCGGUCGGGCAGCAGGCAUCGAUUAGUGCAACAAGGCGGCCUGUAAUAACGGCAAAUCGAGGCUGUGGACUAGUUUGUGGUGUGAGCCAUGGGCAACAAUGCUGCCACCGCCAACAAAAAGGUGGACGCCGCCGAAAGCGUCAAGGAGUUCCUCGAUCAGGCCAAGGAGGACUUCGAGGAGAAAUGGAAGAAGAAUCCUACCAACACCGCCGGAUUGAACGAUUUCGAAAGAAUAAAGACCCUCGGCACGGGCUCGUUCGGCCGAGUCAUGAUAGUCCAACACAAACCGACAAAAGAAUAUUAUGCUAUGAAAAUAUUAGAUAAGCAGAAAGUGGUAAAACUCAAACAAGUAGAGCAUACAUUAAACGAGAAAAGAAUCCUUCAAGCUAUCAAUUUUCCCUUUUUGGUGAGCCUCAAGUUCCACUUUAAAGAUAACUCGAACCUGUACAUGGUGCUGGAGUAUGUUCCUGGUGGAGAAAUGUUUUCCCACUUACGCAAGGUGGGCCGUUUCUCGGAGCCGCAUUCGCGGUUCUAUGCGGCACAAAUUGUGCUCGCCUUCGAGUAUCUGCAUUACCUGGACCUCAUUUACCGGGACCUGAAACCUGAAAACCUACUCAUAGACUCGCAGGGCUACCUCAAAGUUACCGAUUUUGGAUUCGCGAAGCGUGUCAAGGGCCGUACGUGGACGCUGUGCGGUACGCCCGAGUACCUCGCACCCGAAAUUAUCCUUUCCAAAGGUUACAACAAGGCUGUCGAUUGGUGGGCGCUAGGAGUUCUUGUGUACGAAAUGGCUGCUGGAUAUCCACCGUUCUUCGCAGAUCAGCCCAUCCAGAUCUAUGAGAAAAUCGUGUCGGGCAAAGUCCGGUUCCCGUCUCAUUUUGGUUCGGAUCUAAAGGACCUUCUACGUAAUUUGCUGCAAGUCGAUUUGACAAAGCGUUACGGAAACCUGAAGGCGGGUGUAAACGACAUUAAAGGGCACAAGUGGUUCGCUAGUACCGACUGGAUCGCUGUCUUCCAGAAGAAGAUCGAGGCGCCGUUCAUCCCGCGUUGUAAGGGCCCAGGCGACACCAGCAACUUCGAUGACUAUGAAGAAGAGGCGCUACGUAUCUCGUCAACAGAAAAGUGUGCGAAGGAGUUUGCCGAGUUCUGAGCGCGCACCUGGUGCCUGCGCGCGGAUUCUCCCGUGAGUAGGUUUUUGUAUUAGUGAAUCUUCCGUGACAAUGUCGUGGAAAGGUGAAGAGUGCAUGUCUUUGCUGUGGCUCCGGGUGACCAAAGACGCUGAGCGCGCCCGGGCCCGCACCCCGCACACCCUUGGAGUGUCGGCGCGACGAUCGUAGAACUGAUUUCCGAUAUUUCGGUGGCGUUCAUUUGCUUAGUGCCCUUUCAAGUUGACAUAACAUAGAGCAGAUAGAGGAAGCUAAGUGAUCCUUGUUCUGGUGAUAUUCCCGUCAUGUUACUACCCAAGCACUAUGACCACUCAAUGUCAUUUCAAAUUGUUUACUUUCACUAUGUUGUAGUUUGCUGUUUAUAGUGUUGGGGUGUGGUAAGCUUUAUUUAAUAUUAUAGUAUUUUUAUUGUUUUUAUUAAAUUGAUAAACUUUGUAAAUCAUGUAAUGAAUACUACUGAUCAAAUAUUACUUAUUGCUUUUAAGAUUAAUUAAUUCACAGUCAAACUCAAAUUUAGAAUGUUAUCUAAACAUCACUUAACCAUUGAUUUAGAGCUAUUUCAAACACUAAAUUUUAGUCAAUUUAUUGAAUUUCCUAAAAUACUUAUUUUGAUGGAAUGUUAUACAUAUUACUUAUGUUUUAAUCAUUUUGACAUUUCGUUAUCGGUUUAUAUUUAUAGGUAUAUUGUUGUAUAAGUUGAUUGAUAUUUUAUUUAAGGAACAAUAACUACAUCAAAUUGUUGAAGAGAUUAAUUUAUUGUAUUUGAAUGUAGUUGUGUUCACUCUUGUGCAAUUUGACUUAUGUGUUUGUGAUCUGAUGUAAGGAUUUGUUUGGAUUUAAGUGUAGUUAAUUUGUAUAGUUCCUUAUUUUGUAGCGUAUCAUA
Messenger RNA from Hyposmocoma kahamanoa, 2273 nucleotides. It is a transcript of the gene Pka-C1, whose product is annotated as cAMP-dependent protein kinase catalytic subunit. Gene Ontology annotation, biological process: peptidyl-serine phosphorylation. Gene Ontology annotation, molecular function: ATP binding; cAMP-dependent protein kinase activity. The transcript has a single exon. Gene Ontology annotation, cellular component: nucleus; cAMP-dependent protein kinase complex. The record is from RefSeq and is a predicted model, not a curated record. Bases 313 to 1374 code for a protein of 353 amino acids. NCBI's taxonomy places the organism in Eukaryota, Metazoa, Arthropoda, Insecta, Lepidoptera, Cosmopterigidae.